AUGUCAAACAACAGAAAAAUCCAGGUAGACAUCUACCGCUUAUUGAAAAAAACAGCCGAGGGGCUGGAGUUCUACGAGGAGCUUUUUGACAAAUUUGAGAACGCCCCGAACCUUACGAUAAAGGAACGUCUAGAAGGGGAACUAAAAAAAGAAAUCAAGAAACUCCAACGCCAGCGAGAGCAGAUCAAAGCCUUCAUCGCCAGCUCCGACGUCAAGGACACCAAACAACUCGAAAUGUUUCGGAGGAAGAUCGAGGCCAAGAUGGAGACCUUUAAGAUCUGCGAACGGGAGAUGAAGACGAAGACCUUCAGCAAGGAAGGGCUCGCGCUGGCGGCGAACGACUGGACCGAGGCCCCCCUCGCGCAGACCGAGGCCUGGCUUAAAAACGCGAUCGAGGAGGGACGAAAGAAGGUUGAGAUUAUGGAGUAUGAAUUUCAGAAGCAGCAGGGCGGGCUCACAAAGUCAGGACGACGGGCCCCGAGCAAAACCGGCGCGAAGUCGGAGCUUCAGAUCCGCCUGGAGAAGCUCAACGUGCACAUCUUUAAGUGGGAAUCCCUCCUGCGGAUGGUGAGCAAUGAGGAGGCGAGCCUCGAGGAGGUCGACGCGCUGCGCGAUAACGCCGAGAAGGUCCUGGAGGAGGACGCGGACCUCGAGUGCAUCUCGAACAUGGCGAUGUACGGCAAUUUCGACAUCCCGGACCCGAAGCCGAAGCCCGUCACCGAGGACCCCGCCGAGGAGAAGACCGACGAGGAGCGAAAGGAGGCCCCGCUGCGGAGCAAAUCGCGCUCGGCCCCGGAGCCCGCCGCCGGGAAGGCCGCGGGCUCGGCCUCGACGACGCCGAAACUCGCCAUGGCGACCUCCCCGCUGCCCAACCCGGGGCUCGAGCGGGAAAAGGCCAAAAAAGCGCCUUCGGGCGGCCCCCCGGGGGGGCGAGCCCGCCGAAGGAGGACGACCUCGACUCGCCCUGGAUGGACGAGCUGA
Phytomonas sp. Hart1 is the source of this 981-nucleotide messenger RNA. Lineage: Eukaryota; Euglenozoa; Kinetoplastea; Trypanosomatida; Trypanosomatidae. The record is from the annotation of a GenBank genome assembly.